AUGGGCAGCGACUCCGAUAGCGACUUGGCUGUCCAAAGGCCACCGAAGCAAGCUCAACGAAAGCCCGCUGAUGGUUCUGACAGCGACUUGGCUGUGCAGCGGCGGCCGCCCAAGAAAAAGGAGAGCAAGCCGGUCGAUGCAGGUUCCGACAGCGACUUGGCUGUCGAAAGACCCUCUAAGCAGAAGAAGGGCAAGACGGCUGACGCGGGCUCCGAUAGCGACCUGGCUGUCGCAAGACCCUCCAAGCACAAGAGGGGCAAGACUGCUGACGCAGGCUCCGACAGCGACUUGGCCGUCGAAAGGCCCUCCAAGCAGAAGAAGGGCAAGCCGGUCGAUGCAGGCUCUGACAGCGACCUGGCCGUCGAAAGGCUCUCCAAGCAGAAGAAGGGCAAGCCGGUCGAUGCAGGCUCUGACAGCGACCUGGCCGUCGACAGGCCAGCCAAGCACAGGAAGAGCAAGAUACCCGACAUGGCCGUCCAGAAGCAAGCCAAGCACAAGAAAGGCAAGCAGGCAGAUCCCGGCUCAGACAGCGACUUGGCCGUCGACAGGCCGAGCAAGCGCAAGAAGCAAGCCGAGGGAAUGGGCAAGCCAGAAAAGUCAGAGAAGUCCAAGAUUAAGGAGAUGAAAGACUCCGAUCACUCCGAUAUCGAGCCGGUUCAGAGACGAGGGGCUUCGGUGGCCCCGAAACCAGGUCAGCGCAGAGAGGAUGAUGUUCUACCCUCACGGAUGGUCGAUCCGAGCAGAAGUCGAGAUGCAGGACCUGGUGGCUUUGGCUUCGGUCCCGAUCCCGGCAAGGGGGCUCCGGAUGGCCCCAAGGGGAAAGGGAAGGGAAAAGGAAAGGAGGAUGGAAACGAACAGCCCAAAGAGCAACCCAAUUUUGAGCCCUCUGGCCUGCUCGCGCUUGAGGAUAACGCCAAGAACGGAAUUCCGUUGAAGUUCACGGUGCCUGCAGAGGUCAGGCUGCCAAGGACGAAGUGGCGCCUCUACAUUUUCACCAAAGCCAACGAGGCACCGAAGAUCAUUCCGAUCCACAAGGAGGUGGGCUACCUCUUUGGCAAGGACCGGCGCGUGGCGGAAGUGCCAACUGACCAUCCCACUUGCAGCAAACAGCAUGCAAUCCUGCACUACAGGCAAACAAAGGGUGGCUUGGUGAAGCCUUACAUCAUGGAUCUAGAGAGUGUCAACGGGACAUUCGUGAAUGGAGAUCGAAUAGAAGCAUCGCGCUACUAUGAGCUGAAGGAGAAGGACGUCCUGAAGUUUGGCAUGAGCACCCGAGAAUUUGUGCUGUUGCACGGCGGCUCUGCAAACCAUAUGUCCAUCGAUCCUAAAGAUUUGAGGUCGCCUUCCGAAGGCUAA
Symbiodinium sp. CCMP2592 is the source of this 1356-nucleotide messenger RNA. The record is from the annotation of a GenBank genome assembly. NCBI's taxonomy places the organism in Eukaryota, Dinophyceae, Suessiales, Symbiodiniaceae.